GGGUGUUUUGUCUAAGAAGCCUCUAACACCUCAGCAAGCUUCAUUUUCUGAUGGUAACAAUAAACACAGGUGAACAUAGAAUCAAGGAAUACUAAUCUAUUCUACCUGUGUAUGAAGUAGCUGAUUAAAAAAUAGCAGCUUGUUGGUUAAAAAGCACCAGGUUAAACUGGAGCUACGUUACAUAUACAGUACGUCUAUAAUCUAAAUAGUAACAUACCAUGAACAUUUCUCCCAGUUUCAUCAGUUUGUCUCCAUUUUUUCCGAGAGGAUUUUAUAUUAUUUUUUAUGUUAUUUUUUAUAAUAUCUCCGCGCAUCCUUUGUGUGUUUUACAUAUUAUAGCCUCAGAGUAAGUGAAACUCGCCUUUGAACCAAACGAAAUGAAACCCAUUUGUUUCACUUCAGCGGAUGCUGCGCUCACCGCCCCCCUCGUCAACGACAGCGGCACCGCCUAUAGGUGGAGAGGCUGAAGGCACCAAACCCUCGGAACCGGCCAAUAUGCGCGCGGAUGGGCGGUCGCACUUUUACGCAGGCUCUCAAGCGCCCCAAGUUAAAACUCCUGCGCGCUUUUCCCGCACAGCAUGUCGACGCUCUGCGCGGACGGACGCACGGGAGCCGCCGCGCGCGCACCCCGAUGACUCGCAGCACUUUGAGCAUCCUCACAUUUCCCCCGUGAACCCAGAACGCAGAGGCGCCUGCUUUCGGAGGGGCUGCGUCGGAUCCGCCGCCAACAUGCUGCUCCACAGACUUCUCCUGUGUCUCUCAGUAACAGGUAUUGUCGCCGCGCAGCCCGACAGCUCCGGGUUAUUUUACGCACUGAGAUCGGAGCUGUCAGAAGAUGCCAUCUUGGUGGCCAACAACGGAAUACGCGUGCCUUUCGGGAGAUCGGUCUUCGUCGAUCCCAUCAACGACCUGGUGAUCCAGACGCAGCCGGGGGACCGAUGCAGCAUCACCGUGCUGGACAACGACCCGCUCGCGCAGAGACCGGGGCAUCUCUCUCCCAAAAAGUUUCCGUGCGAUUUCGGACCCAGCGACGUGACGUACUCGCACUACGGCUCCCGGAGUCCCACGAGGGACAGAGUGCGGCUGCAGCUGAGGUACGACGCGCAGAGCGAAACCGUGAUCAUUCCGUUUAUGAUGGAGGUUGAAGUAGUUUUUACGCAGCUCGAGUUGCUCACCAAAAACAUGCCUCUCACCAUCGCCAACCUUAAAGGCACCAGCAACCCCAUCGAUAGGAAGGUUUUAGAGUUCACCUACGACAGGAACUCCUAUAAAUGUGAGGUGGCGUCGCUUUCUAGCGGCAGCCCGCUGCCCAGAUACGGACGACUCGUCGAUGGGGGGAAACUUUCUAACAUGAUGGACUGUGAUGAAUUCACCCGCGCCGGCGUGCGCUACCAGCACACGUUUGAGGGCAGAUCGCCCAACAGAGACUACGUCCCCAUGGUUGUGGAGCUGCACGACGCCGAGGGCAACCUGGUGAAGCAGGAGUAUUUUCAUUUAAUGAUCCGCAUCAAGGAGGGAGAGGAAAACACGCCCCCCAAGCCCAGCUUCGUGGCCAUGAUGAUGAUGGAGGUCAGCCAGUUCGUCAUGACCGCCCUCACCCCCGACGUGCUCGCCGCGGAGGACGCCGAGACCGACCCGGACGAGCUCAUUUUCAACAUCACCUCCCCCCCGUCCUACGAGGAAGGCUACAUCGUCAGCACCGAUGACAGGAACCUCCCCAUCACAUCUUUCUACCAGAGAGACUUGCGGGACCUGAAAAUCGCCUACAAGCCGCCCUCGCUGGACUCGGACACUGAGAGGAUUUUCCAGCUGGAGUUCGAGGUGCUGGACACAGAUGGGGCCACUUCGGACCCCUUCGCGUUCAUGAUCGUCGUGAAGCCGAUGAACACGCUGGCCCCCGUGGUGACGCGGAACACGGGCCAGCUGCUCUACGAAGGGCAGUCGCGGCCGCUCUUCAGCGCCCACAACCUGGAGAUCAGCGACGAGGACAACCUGGACGCCGUGACGGUGGCGGCGGUGGACGGGCUGCGCCACGGGGACCUGGUGGUGCUGGGAUCGCACAGGAAGUUCUUCACGCCCGCCGACCUCAGCACGGGGGUGGUCGUGUACCACCACGACGGGAGCGACACCUACAGCGACAACAUAGUCUUCAAAAUGACGGACGGGAAACACGAAGUAGAAUUCCUUUUUCCCAUCACGGUCGUUCCCACUGAUGACGAGCCGCCAAUCAUAAACGCCAACACUGGCUUGGUGCUGUUCAAAAAUCAAAUGAUGCUGGUGUCUCCCCUCAUGCUAAGCGCCGCCGACAUCGACUCCGAGGACUCGACCAUUAAAUUCACCGUUGUCCCUCCCUUCUCCACCGUCGGCACAGUGCUGCUGAGGCAGUCGGACGCCCCGGAGGACCCCUCAUCGUGGAAGUUCAACUCCGAGGACGAAGUGUAUGAGAAGGAGGUGACGGAGUGGCUUCAGAAAGAUAUUACUGAUGGGAAGUUGUUUUACAAGCACGUGGGUCCACACAACAGUGACACGGUCCUGGAUCAGUUUGUGUUCACCGUCAAGGACGACAACGACCCCCCCAAUGAGUCGCAGGAGACGGUCUUUCAGAUUCGGAUCUUGCCUAUCGACGACGUGCCCCCUGAGCUGUUCCCCGGCACCACCCUGCAGAUGAACGUCCAGGAGUACAAGCUCACUCACUUCAGCAAAGAGGUUUUGCGCUACACCGAUUUGGACUCUGAGGACCGCGACCUUAAGUACACGGUCCUCCAGCCCCCGACGGACACUGACGAGAACAACCCGGCAGAGUUCGGCUCUUUGGUUCUGACAGACGCCCCCGACACCGAAGUCACAGAGUUCACGCAGGCCCAGAUCAGCCACCAUAAGAUCUCCUACAGCCCCCCAGACGUGGAGCUGGGGAUCACGGCCCACGUGGUGCAGUUCCGUUACGCUGUUGAGGACACGGCGGGGAACAGCGUGGAGGGGGCGUUCACCAUCAACCUCCAGCCCGUCAACAACAAACCCCCUCAGAUUACGAACACCGGCUUCUCCGUGUUGGAGCGCGGCGUGCACGUGGUGAGCGUCGCCGAGCUGGACGCCAGCGACCUCGACACGCAGAGCGAGCACAUCACCUUCACGCUGAGUCAGCCGCCGAAGCACGGACAGGUGCAGGUCGCGCUCGCCGAGCUGAGGACCAAAGGGCUCUUCACACUGGAGGACGUGUCAGAGGGGAAGGUGUCGUAUGUUCACGGUGGGGACGAGGCGGCGAGCGACGACUUCCGGCUGGAUGUCAGCGACGGGAUCCACGUGGUACCGGUGACGGUCCGAGUUCACGUGAAGCCUGUGGAUGAUGAAGCCCCCGUCGUCAGCCUGCCCGCGGGCACCAUCGGGUCCCAUGUGGAUGUGCUGGAAAACGGCGCCACCGAAAUCACAUCUAAUGUGAUUCAAGGCCGGGACGCUGACACGGAUGACCUCGAGUUGACCUUUAUAGUGGAAGACCCUCCGGUGCUGGGAGAAAUACUGGUCAAAGGAGUCACUGCCAAUAGGUUUACACAGGCUGAUAUCAUUAACGGAGUGGUUGUUUACGCACACACGGGGGGUGAGAUAGGCAUCACCUCCCAGCAGGACGCCUUUAAUCUGACUCUCACAGACAUGUCCAGUGAUUGGACAGUUGGCGGAAAUAAGGUCAGUGGGGUCCGUGUUGGGGUCACCAUUCUUCCUGUUGACAGCCAGGCCCCCGAGGUCAGCGUUGGGAUUCAAUUCAGUGUCAUUGAAGGGGAGAAAUAUGCCAUCGGGCCCCAGCACUUGAACGCUGAUGAUGAUGAUACACCAGCGGAUGAUAUCCUCUGCACCAUUAUCGUCCAGCCCACUGCAGGCUAUGUGGAGAAUAUAUCGCCGGCCCCAGGCUCAGAAAAGUCCAGGUCAGGAACAGCCAUCAGUGCUUUUACCAUUAGAGACAUCAGGGAGGGGAAUAUCUUCUAUGUGCAGAGCAUUCACAAAGGGGCUGAGCCAGUGGAGGACAGAAUCACAUUUAGGUGCUCUGAUGGCAUCAAUUUGUCAGAGAACUAUUUCCUCCCAAUAGUUAUCAUCCCAGCCAAUGAUGAAAAGCCGGAGAUUUAUUUGAGGGAGAUUGUCGUGAUGGAGGGGAUGAACAUCAUCAUCGACACUCCCAUCCUUAACGGCGCUGAUGCCGAUAUUCCACCUGAUGAGCUGCUCUUCAUCAUCGCCAAGCCUCCUAAACACGGUGCUAUUUUGAACCAGCUCUCAACGGGCUCAGUGCUGGUGGCUAAUUUCACUCUGGAGCAGAUCCGCGAGGCGUCCAGUGUCAUUUACGAGCACGACGACUCCGAGACGACGGAGGACAGCUUCGACGUGAUCCUGACGGACGGGAAGCACUCCGUGCAGAAAACGGCCACGAUCGUGAUCAUCCCCGUUGACGACGAGACGCCGAGGAUGCUCAUAAACGACGGCCUGGAGGUGGAAGUGGGAGAGGCCAAAGAGAUCAGCAGCCGAGCGCUCAGAGCGACGGAUCUGGACUCGGACGACAGCGCGCUCGCCUACAUCAUCCGCUUCGGGCCGGGUCAGGGCCUCCUGCAGAGGAAAACUCCGUCCGGGUCUCUGGAGAACAUCACACUGGGGAUGAACUUCACACAAGCUGACGUCGAUGCCGGGCUCAUAGUUUACACACACAACGGACAGGAGGGCGUCCGCGACCUGCUCAAGUUCGACGUCACAGACGGGAUGAACCCGCUCAUCGACCGCUACUUCUACAUCACCGUGGGCAGCAUCGACAUGGUGUUCCCCGACGUGGUCAGUAAAGGUGUGUCCCUGAGGGAAGGUGGCAGAGUGACCCUGACCACCGAUCUGCUCAGCACCACGGACCUCAACAGCCCUGAUGAAAACCUGGCGUUCACCAUCACGCGGGCGCCCGUCAGGGGCCACCUGGAGUGCACGGACAGCCCCGGGAUGCCCAUCGUCUCCUUCACUCAGCUGCAGCUGGCCGGAAGUAAGAUUUACUACCUCCACACCUCGGACGACGAGGUCAAAAUGGACAGUUUCGAGUUCGAAGUCACCGACGGCUACAAUCCCGUCUUCCGAACUUUCAGAAUCUCCAUCGUGGACGUGGACAAUAAGAAGCCUGUGGUGACGGUGAACGGUCUGGUUGUGGCGGAGGGCCAGAGCAAGCUCAUCACGCCGUUUGAGCUCACGGCCGAGGACCAGGACACGGCCGAGCGGCUGCUGAGGUUCACCGUCACCCAGCCGCCGGUCCACGGUCAACUCCUCUUCAACCGCACCAGCGCCGUCGCCAGCUUCACCAAGCACGACCUCAACGAGAACCUCAUCAGCUACAAACACGACGGCACCGAGUGGCCGGAGGACUCCUUCUCCUUCACCGUCACGGACGGCACGCACACCGACUUUUAUGUUUUCCCAAACACCGUUUUUGAGACGCGCCGACCGCAAACCAUGAAGAUCACUGUUGUGGGGCUGGACGACGGCGUGCCACAGGUCGUGGUGAAUAGAGGCGCCCCGACUCUGAAGACCCUGAGCACAGGGCACCUGGGCUUCCCCAUCAGCUCCAGGGUGCUGAGGGCGGAGGACAGAGACAGCCGGCCGGACUCUCUGCUGUUCCAAAUAACCACGCAGCCAAGACACGGUUACAUCGUCAACCUGAGACAAGGCAACAACUCCGUUCACACCUUUAACCAAGCCGACAUCGAUGACCUCAACAUCUGCUACGUGCUGCGGAGCGAGGAAAACGCCACAACUGAUAGCUUCUCUUUCUCUGUGGAGGAUCGAGGGGGGAACAAGCUGAAGGGGCAGCAGUUCCGUCUGGACUGGGCCUGGAUCUCCCUGGAGAAGGACUACUACGUGGUGGACGAGGAGGACAAGUUCCUGGAGGUGGUGCUCAAACGGAGAGGCUUCCUGGGAGAGACGUCCUUCGUCGGCAUCGGCACCAUGGACGGCAGCGCGAAGAAGGACGAGGACUUCAAGGGGAAGUCUCAGAGGCAGGUCCAGUUCAACCCCGGGCAGAGCAGAGCCACGUGGCGGGUUCGGAUCCUGACCGACGGCAAAUACGAACAGGCGGAGACCUUCCAGAUUUUGCUCAUGGAGCCGGUGAUGGGAGUGAUGGAGUUCCCUUCCACAGCGACAGUGGAAAUCCUAGAUCCCAAUGACGAGUCCACUGUGUUCUUCCCUGAACACACUCAGGCCGUGGAGGAAGACGUCGGGGAGCUUUUGGUGCCGGUUCACCGCAGUGGAGACAUCAGCCAGGAGCUCAUGGUGGUCUGCUACACACAGCAGGGCUCCGCCUCGGGAACCAUUCCCACCACCGUCCUGUCCUACUCGGACUACAUCUCCCGCCCGGAGGAACACGGCAGCGUCCUGCGCUUCGACAGCGGGGAGCGGGAGAAGCGGUGCCGCGUGGUGAUCAUCGACGACUCCCUGUACGAAGGAGAGGAGAGCUUCAACGUCACCCUGUCGCUGCCCGUCGGCGGACGCCUGGGAGGACACUACCCCACAGCCCAGAUCACCAUCUUGCAGGACAUGGAUGACGCUCCAGCGUUCUACUUUGGAGAGGUGGAGUACCGCGUGGACGAGAGCGAUGGAUACGUGGAGGUCAACGUGUGGAGGACGGGAACUGAUUUGUCCAAGGCCGGCACCGUGACGGUCCGCUCCCGCAAGUCUGAGCCCGUGUCUGCAGAAGCUGGGAUUGAUUACGUGGGCAUCAGCCGGAACCUGGACUUCGCCCCAGGCGUCAGCGUGCAGACGUUCAGGGUCGCCAUUCUGGACGACUUGGGCCACCCAGAGCUGGAGGGGACGGAGACCUUCGACUUGGUCCUACGCAUGCCGGUGAACGGCAUCCUGGGAGAACAUGCGAAAGCGACAGUCUUCAUCAAUGACUCAGUGUCUGACUUACCCAAGGUCCAGUUCCGCCAGCUGCUGUACUCCGGCGAGGAGAGUGACGGUCGGAUCGCGGCCGCGGUCUAUCGCAGCGGCGACGUCCGCCACAGAUCCACCGUUCGCUGCUACACCCGUCAAGGCUCCGCAGAGGUCGCCUCCGACUUCGAAGAGCGGCCCAACACAGACGCCUCCAUCAUCACCUUCCUGCCAGGCGAGGUGGAGAAGCUGUGUGUUCUGUCACUGGUUGACGACACGCUGUAUGAGGAGGGAGAGGAGCUGCGCUUGGUCUUGGGGAGCGCAAAGAGCGAAUCGCAGUUCGGAGCCACAGUCGGAGCGCUGAACGAGACCACGGUGAAAAUCAGGGACACCGCUGACAAACCCAUCAUCCGCUUUCUGGAAACCAAGUUCAGCAUCAGCGAGCCAAAGGAGGCGGGCGCCGUGGCAACCGUGAGGAUCCCCGUGGUUCGACUGGGCGACGCAUCAAAGAUGUCGGUGGUCCGCGUUCACACCAAAGACGGGUCGGCGGUCUCGGGAGAGGACUACUACCCAGUGUCCAAAGACGUUGAGUUCAAACAGGGGGACACAGAACAUCUGGUGGAGGUGGAGGUGCUGUUCGAUGGUGUCAGGGAGAUGAGGGAAGCGUUUACUCUCCACCUGAAGCCUGAUGAAAACAUGGUGGCUGAAACUCAGGUAACGAAAGUGAUCGUCUACAUAGAGGAGACCAACAGCAUGGCCGACGUUACCUUCCCCUCCCUGCCUCACGUGGUGUCGCUGCUCCACUACGACAACGUCGCCGCGGCGCCGAGCCUCCAGCCGCCGGCCGGAUACCCUGUGAUCUGCGUGACCGCCUGCGACACCAAGUACCCGGACUACGACAAGACGGGCUCCAUAUGCGUCGGCGAGCGCAUCAACAACACGCUGACCCGCUACCGCUGGCUCAUCGGCGCCCCGGCCGGCCCGGACGGCGUCACCGGGCCCAUGAGGGAGGUGGACGUGGACACGUUCUUCACCUCCUCCAAGGCCAUCACGCUGGACUCGGUGUACUUCCAGGCCGGCUCCAGGGUCCAGUGCGCCGCCAGGGCGGUGAGUUCCACCGGGGACGAGGGCUUGGAGCUCAGCAGCCCCAUCAUCAUCAUCAGCAGGGAGGAAGGCAUGUGUCAGCCGCGAAAGAUGGGGACCGUCGGCGCCGAGCCGUUCUCCGCCAAGCUACGCUACACGGGCGCGGACGACCCCGAGCACCCCAACCUCAUCCGAGUGGCUGUCACCAUGCCUCACAUAGACGGAAUGCUGCCGCUCAUCUCCACCCGGCCGCUCCUCAACUUCGACCUGACGCUCGGGCCCGACGGCACGCGGGUGGGCCACCACCGCUGCUCCAACCUGCUGGACCACCACGAGGUCGCCACGGGCCACGGGUUCGUCACGGCGGCGACGCGCGGCCCCGGCGGCGACGCGGCGCCGCACCAGUUCAGCGCCGCCCUGCGCGGGAGCGGCGCGCUGCGCUUCUACAGGAACCUCAACCUGGAGGCCUGUCUGUGGGAGUUCACCAGCUACUACCACAUGUCUGAGCUGCUCACUGACUGCGGCGGCACCAUCGGCACCGACGGACAGGUGCUGAACCUGGUCCAGUCCUACGUGACCCUGCGUGUGCCGCUCUACGUGUCGUACGUGUUCCACUCCCCGGUGGGAACCGGCGGCUGGCAGCACUUUGACCUUCAGACCGAGUUGCGCCUCACCUUCGUCUACGACACGGCCAUCCUGUGGAAGGAUGGCAUCAGCAGCCCCCCGCAGGCCGAGCUUCAGGGUGCAUUGUACCCGACCAGCAUGCGCAUCAACGAGCAGGGACGCCUGGUGGUGAACUUCCGCACCAAGGCUCGUUUCAGGGGUCUGUUCAUGGAGUCUCAUUCUAAAAGAGCCGCAACCUCCAUGUCAUCCAUGGUGAUGAGCGUGGACCACCCAGGCCUGACCUUUAACCUCACCUUAGUGAGGAGUGAGCCCACCUACAACCAGCCAGUCCAGCAGUGGACAUUCAGCUCCGACUUUGCUGUGAGAGACUAUUCUGGGACCUACACGGUUAAACUGAUCCCCUGUACGACCGCGCAGAACCUGGAGUACACUGUUCCCCCUGUUUGCAGUCCCAGAGAACCAGUCACCUUUGACCUGGACAUCAGAUUCCAGCAAGUCAGUGAUCCAGUUGCAGUGGAAUUCAGUCUGAACACUCAGAUGCUCCUUCUGUCCAAGAGGAAUUUGUGGCUGUCAGACGGCUCCAUGGGUUUCGGUCAGGAGAGCGACAUAGCCUUUUCUGAGGGUGACAUGGUCUAUGGGCGUGUGAUGGUCGACCCCGUGCAGAACCUGGGAGACUCGUUCUUCUGCAGCAUAGAGAAGGUGUUCCUCUGUACUGGAGCCGAUGGAUACGUACCAAAGUAUAAUCCCACCAAGUUUGAAUUUGGCUGCUUGGCCGACUCUCCGUCUUUGCUUUAUAGAUUCAAGAUCCUUGACAAGGCUCAGCCUGAAACUCAAGCCCGUGUAUUUGGUGAUGUCAGUUUUAAUGCUGUGCUGGCGGUGGAUGAUCCAUCAGCCAUGGCCCUUGUCCGACAGCCUGGGUCUGACGGCUUCAAACUGGACUCUACUGCACUGUUCCAGGUCGCUGCGGGCCGCGAGUGGUACAUUCACACCAUUUACACAGUGCGCUCCAGGGGGAGCGCCAACAGAGGCAUUGGCAAGCGCAGCCUGGAGUAUCACACCUCACUGUCCGCCAGCGGCGCUCUCGCCCCGGGCCGCGCCAGGAGGUCGACCGGCGGCGGAGUCCCGGGCGCCGCCGAGGGCAUCGGCGCCGAGAGCAACCGCGGCACCAACAUCAUGCACAUCGCUCUGGACCGGAACAAGCGGCGCGCGGGCGGCUCCAAGGACGUGUUCGCCAAAGGGCUGGAGGGCAGCGAGCUGGACGCGGGGGAGGGGGAGGAGGGCGUGGUGACCGUGGUGGGGGCGCUGGUGGGGCUGCUGCUGACCGUCCUCGUCGCCGCCGUCGUCGUGCUGGGCCUCAGGUCCCGGCAGCAGAAUGCCAAGGAGGGGUGGAGCGAGGGGGUGCGGGAGGUGGUGAAAGGCUCCGUCAGCACGGAGCCCAUGCUGGUGGUGAGGAUGCAGGGCUGCCACAGCAGCUCCGAGGUCUGAGCGCUGGACGCGGGAGUGGACGGACGGACAAUGGCGCCGAGGGAGUUUGCAGCCUUUUAUAAGAUUUUCGAUUUUCUUUUCUUUUCUUUUAUUUUUAACCGGUAAUUACUUUCAUAACACCAAAAAUCUUACUGCGUGGAUGUGCCUGUUAGCGGGGGGAUUUCUACAGUAUUAGAUCCAUUAUGUACUUGAUCAGAGCAACAGUCCAGCCAGCUGUUUUCCACUCUCAUUCCGACGUGUGCACUGCUAGUAGCAUGAUGUUUCCUCUCCCUCUGACAGGCUUUAUGCUAUCACAGUGCCUGAGGCGGUUCUAUACCUUCAGGACAGUCGCAUUCACCACGAGCACCUUUCUAAUAAAGCUAGUGUCACGUAGACCAAGGCAGAGAUUUCGCACUGCAGGGAAGCCUCGGGUAGAGGCUACUGCUGGUUUUCAUACCGAGCGCUCUGUAGUUCCUAAAACAGGCUCCAGUGGUGUCAACCUGCCCUCGUGUCAGACACUAUAGUAUAACCGAGCAUCUCCCAAAACACUAUAAAUAAGACUUUGCAGGACAUUGUGUAGCGAUUCCAGAUGACACAAUGUGCAGCGAUGGAGAUAAGCACACACCACACGGCGGGUUUCUUAUCUGGAACUAAACCCGCGUAACGCUCUUAUCCGAACACCGAAGAUGAAAAACACUACUGAUGGAAUUCACAUUUAAUAACCAGCGAAUUAUUUUAUUCGUAAUAAAACAGCUACUGUAAUUUAUUCACCAUAUGAUGAAUGUUUUCAGCUCAGCAAUUCUUUUGGUUUGGGUUGUUUUGAUACUUUUCUAAACCUCAGAUUCUGUGACGUGUUUACAGUUGAUCUAUGUUUCUUUCACCGUAACGUUUAUUGUUCACUCUUGUAGUGUGUCAUUGCCAUGUUCGAUCAACAGGCGCUUGACAUUUUCGAAAACACAUCUCAGGAGUUGUUUCUUUUACAGAGAACGAACUGUGUGUUGUAACACAAUUUACUGCUGUUGGCGGACGAGAUCCUCCACAGAGCCACCUUCCUCCUCUGUCUUACACUGCUCAUAAGUGUGGUGCUGUGAACAUGCAAAUACCGUAUCCAUAGCCACACAUUCUUCUCAUGUGUUCCUGUAGGCUUUAUUUGUCACUAGUGCUGUGUGGGAUUUCAGUGUUCUGAGUCACGUUUUUAAAACAAUGGAUUCAAACAAAAUAGCUGCUUACAGAUCAGUAUGUCACUUUCAGUAAUAUUCUGUUGGAGACACUGGAUAUAAUCUACCACUGUAUAUCAUCCUUUGGUUGCUGCUUUGUUGUGUUGUUAAACCUGUGUCUUACUCUGGUAUAAAUAUACAGCAUAAUGAGAUCUGUGUACCUAAAUAUUUGGGUGUCGUUAGUCAUCAUUGUGUAAUCAUUUACAAUAUUAACCGAUGGGAUUGAUGUGACGCAGGAAUGACCUGAGAUGUUCAUUUGUCCCGAUGAAUUAGGAAACAACGUAUGUGACAUCAAAUGCACUUUUGACUCACCUCCCUCACAUGCCAAUCCAAGCUAUGCAAUGUAAUGUACACCCCAUAGCAAGUUAUCCCUAUGUAUAUCACAAUUUUAGCAGAAACAAUCAAACUUGAUAUUCACUUUGUGUCUUUUUCCUAAUGAGUUUUUAUGUACAUGUAUUUAAAAAUAAACACUGUUGCUUACUG
Molecule: messenger RNA, 11744 nt
Organism: Betta splendens (Siamese fighting fish)
Lineage: Eukaryota; Metazoa; Chordata; Actinopteri; Anabantiformes; Osphronemidae
Gene: frem2a
Product: FRAS1 related extracellular matrix 2a
Exons: 24
Coding region: 406-10065 (3219 amino acids)
Biological process (GO): cell communication; homophilic cell-cell adhesion
Cellular component (GO): membrane
Molecular function (GO): calcium ion binding
Source: RefSeq, a predicted model, not a curated record